AGCUUAGUGAGUUAAACAGAUGGAGGAAUGGACCUUCCUUUCUCAAACAGAAUAUUAACGAAUGGCCAUGUUCCUUGAUUACCGGCCCACCUGAGGACUCCACCGAAAUGAGGAAUGCCACCUUUUGUGGAAGUCUUGUAAUGGAGCAGCACACUAGACUUCCAGAUCCCAGUUUUUUCCAGUCUUGGAAUGAUUUAGUUAAGGCUACCAUCCAGGAUCUUCAUGGGGCGGCUGAUGGGAAUUCAAGUGCUUAUUCCUCAGCAGAAACCUGGAGGGAGACGGAAGUUGAACUCCUAAGAAGAGCUCAACAGAGCAAUUUCCCUGUAGAAGUCAAGAAUCUUCAAUCAGGAGUGGAAAUACCUCUAAGCAGUCGCUUGAGGACAUUAUCACCAGAAUUCGACCAUACAUUGGGUCUCAUUCGAGUUGGUGGCCGACUAAGAAGAAUAGAGGGUUUUAAUGAGGAAGGCAUCCAUCCUAUUGUACUGGACCCAAGUCACCCAAUAACUAAACUGCUCAUUCAGAACUAUGAUGAAAAACUUUUGCACCCAGGCCCAGAGCGGGUGUUUGCGGAGGUAAGACGAAAAUAUUGGAUAUUAAGGGGUUGCGAGGCUAUCAGACGACAUCAGCACCAAUGUAGGGAAUGCCAGCGUUGGCGUGCCACCACUCAGGCUCCAAAGAUGGCGGAUCUACCUCCAGCACGACUACGGCUAUUUAAGCCACCCUUUUGGUCCACAGGGGUUGAUUGCUUUGGUCCCUUUACGGUGAAAAUUGGGCGGAGGACGGAAAAACGUUGGGGAAUUAUAUUCAAAUGUAUGACUACUCGUUGUGUUCAUUUAGAUUUAAUUGAAAAUUUAGACACUGAUGCAUUUCUCAUGGCUUUCCGUCGGUUUGUGUCAAGAAGAGGCCAGCCUGCUGAACUUCUGUCUGACAGAGGUACAAAUUUUCGAGGAGGAGAAGCUGAGUUAAAGGAAGCUAUUACUGCCAUGGCACCUUCCUUGCAGGAGCAACUUGCUAAGCAACAAGUGAAAUUUCAGUUCAACCCACCAAGUAGUCCACAUUUUGGAGGGACCUGGGAACGGGAAAUCAGAUGUGGCAGAUCCUGACCCAAUAACACCGAAUCUGUUGCUCAUGGGGCGGCGAGAUGCUUCACUACCACAGGUAGUUUACCCUCCAGAUGAUUUGCUGGGACGACGGCGAUGGCGUCACAGUCAGAUUUUAGCUGAUCACUUCUGGAGUAAUUUUGUCAAGAAUUACUUACCUGGUCUACAGCUCCGUCAGAAAUGGCAGACUGAAUGUGAUGAGUUGAAGGUUGGAGAGGUAGUCAUGAUUAUUGACGCGCAACUCCCAAGAGCGUCAUGGCCAAGCGGUAAAAUCAUUGAAACCUACCCAGGACCUGAUGGUCGCAUACGUACAGUGAAGAUUCAGGUGAAGGAUCGAGUGUAUGUCCGACCCACAGUAAAAUUAGUCAGGCUUCCAGCUGUUGAAGACUGUGAUGGAUAUAGACCAGAUGGGUGAUGGUGACUUUCUUCUUGAAGUACAAAUUUGUGCUAACAAAUUUGGGGGCGGCUAUGUCAGAAAGUCCAUUGUCAGGUUGAAUUGCGACCUCUAAUGGCAAUAUAUUAGAAACACUUGUAAAACUUUUCUUACAUAUUUCCGGGUGAAAGUUC
Messenger RNA from Polypterus senegalus (gray bichir), 1667 nucleotides. RefSeq lists its product as uncharacterized. The transcript has 2 exons. The coding region runs from base 108 to 1103 and encodes 331 amino acids. The record is from RefSeq and is a predicted model, not a curated record. Gene Ontology annotation, biological process: DNA integration. Gene Ontology annotation, molecular function: nucleic acid binding. Lineage: Eukaryota; Metazoa; Chordata; Cladistia; Polypteriformes; Polypteridae.